CGCGCCGACUCGGUAGGUGUGAAUAGCACAUGCGCGGUGCGGUGAGGUCCGGACAAUCCCGGGGAGUUGAGUAGUGAGCACCCCGGGGAGAGGCGGGAGUCAGUAUUCGAGGCUGGUAGCAUGGAGUGAAAUGUGCCGCUGUCAGAGGCAGCUUUGUUUGUAGGGAGCGGAGGCUACCAGAUUACUGAAUGCGGCAAAGCCACCCCUGUGUCAUGGCAAACGCGGAGGUGACUGUCCCUAUGGGAGACGUUGUGGUGAUCCCUAGUGAUUGCACGGAAGGUGAAGAUCCUGAAGACACCAAGACGCAGGUUAUCCUGCAGCUGCAGCCUAUUCCCCAUGGAAUGUACGAGGAAAUGUCUGAUACCAAUGCAGCUGUUGUCUCUCUUGAGACUCAUACUCUAAAGAUGGGUGAUACCUUAGACGGUGAUACAGUGGAGCUGAGUGAUGACAUUGACAUUGCAUAUCCCAUCACAUGUGGGGACAGCAAGGCCGUUUUACUGUGGAAGAAAUUUGUGUGCCCUGGGAUCAAUGUCAAAUGUGUCAAGUUCAAUGACCAGAUGAUAAGUCCCAAACACUUUGUACAUUUGGCUGGAAAAUCAACCCUGAAAGAUUGGAAGCGAGCCAUCCGUCUGGAGGGAGUCAUGCUAAGAAAAAUGAUGGAUUCAGGGCAGAUUGACUUUUAUCAGCAUGAUAAACUUUGCACAAAUACAUGCAGAAGUACAAAGUUUGACCUUCUGAUCAGCAGUGCCCGUGCUCCUGUUCCAGGACAAACUAGUGUGGUACAGACCCCAACUACAGAAGGCAGUCUUUCUUCUGUUACCAUAUCUGAGGAGACAAUUGAGGAUGGCACUAUAGAAUGGGCUUCUGGGCUUACUGCCACAUUGCAAGUAAAUCGAGAUGACCGAAUCAAGAAAGAGGGAGAGGAGAUAUCUGAGGAGACUCUGCUAUUUUGGAAGGGAAUCUCUGAUGUGGGACUCAUGGAUGAAGUUAUCACCAAGGUCCAGAAUGAAAUUGAAGAUCUCUUGAGUGGUGUCCAGCAGCGAAUUGACCAAACAACUUUGCAGGCCUCAGAUGUCACAGUAAUCAGUAACAUUUCUCAUACGUUUGGUCUUCUGGAUACAGUAAAGAGAGUGCUGGAACAAAAAAGGAGUCAAACAGACCAGGAUGAACAGUAUCAAUAUACACUGGCAGGUGAGAGGCAUAGGUUUCAACUGCAGCAAGCAAGCUGUUGA
Molecule: messenger RNA, 1232 nt
Organism: Nanorana parkeri
Lineage: Eukaryota; Metazoa; Chordata; Amphibia; Anura; Dicroglossidae
Gene: GMEB1
Product: glucocorticoid modulatory element binding protein 1
Exons: 9
Coding region: 189-1232 (347 amino acids)
Biological process (GO): positive regulation of transcription by RNA polymerase II
Cellular component (GO): nucleus
Molecular function (GO): RNA polymerase II cis-regulatory region sequence-specific DNA binding; DNA-binding transcription activator activity, RNA polymerase II-specific
Source: RefSeq, a predicted model, not a curated record